Messenger RNA from Lotus japonicus, 1044 nucleotides. RefSeq lists its product as uncharacterized. The transcript has 5 exons. NCBI's taxonomy places the organism in Eukaryota, Viridiplantae, Streptophyta, Magnoliopsida, Fabales, Fabaceae. The record is from RefSeq and is a predicted model, not a curated record. The coding region runs from base 1 to 1044 and encodes 347 amino acids.
AUGGCUACUACUCUAGUAAUGUGGUUUUGUACAUGUUAUGUGGUGAUUUCUCUCAUUUUCUGUCUUCAUGGAGUUGAUGGAAGUUUGGAGUCAAACAUCACUCAUCCAAAGACUAUCAAGACUGAAUAUGGAGACAUCUACGAUUGCGUGGACCUAUACAAGCAACCCGCCUUUCAACAUCCUUUACUCAAGAAUCAUAAAAUCAAGGCUUUUCCUGAGCAAAUUGAAGUUUCCAACAAUUUAAGUUAUGGAUUGAAGGAGGGAUGUCCACUAGGAACAGUUCCCAUAAGGAGAAUAACAAAGGAGGAACAAUUACUAGCUGAAGACAUGUUCACACAGCAAUUUCAACCAUCUGCUACAACCUUUCAAAACAACAAGCAACAAAGUAGGUUUUCAGGAAUCGUAGCAAGACCCGUAUACCGCAAGUAUGGUCUAGCUUCGGCAUAUAUGAGCACACAUAACCCAUCAGUUGGGAAUGGACAACUAAGUGGUUCUGUCAUAUCUCUUGAAUGUGAUGUUGGUGGUUUUGAUACCAUACGAGCUGGAUGGAUGGCAAGCGAUAUAUAUAAGGGAACACAAAAAGGUUGCUUCAAUACUUACUGUCCUGGCUUUGUUCAAAUAAAUCCGAAGUUACCACUUGAUUUUAUCAUUAGCCAACUCUCAGUCACUGGAGGGGCAUAUUCUUACAUCAAGCUCGAUAUUGAAUUGCACCUAGACGGUUGGUAUUUAAUUCAUACCGAAAACAAUGUAUUAAUUGGGUAUUGGCCUCUUGCAUUAUUCAAUUGCUUAAAUACUGGUGCUAAGGUCUUAAGUUGGGGAGGGUGGGUGUCUAGUGUGACACAAAAUUUGCCAAUGAUGGGAGAUGGUCUUCAUGGGAAUAUUGGCAGUGUAUUCAGGCAAGUUGUAUCUGAUGUCAAACCAGAUUUGCUUAUUACACAAAGUAAUUGCUAUAAGGCAGGAGUUAACCCCGCCAAAGGUAGUUAUUGGGGUCAGAGCUUUUGGUAUGGGGGUAAUGGUGGAGAUUUAAGGAAAUGCCCACUUUAG